Paramacrobiotus metropolitanus is the source of this 1116-nucleotide messenger RNA. RefSeq lists its product as uncharacterized. Lineage: Eukaryota; Metazoa; Tardigrada; Eutardigrada; Parachela; Macrobiotidae. Gene Ontology annotation, molecular function: nucleotide binding; DNA-directed DNA polymerase activity; DNA binding. Bases 1 to 1116 code for a protein of 371 amino acids. The transcript has a single exon. Gene Ontology annotation, biological process: DNA replication. The record is from RefSeq and is a predicted model, not a curated record.
AUGAACAAAAAAUCCAAGGAGUCUUUUAUGCGGUGGCGCGAGACUGAAUCCAAAGCAAAAGGCAAUCUUUUUGACUUUCGCAAAGAAGUUGAGGAUUAUUGCCGGAUGGAUGUGACAAUUUCGCGCAAGUGUUGUCAACAGUUUCGCUACCUUUUCCGAAAGAUCAGUAACGGUCUUUGUCCUUUUGUGGCAGCAAUAACCAUUGCUGGCGUUUGCAUUCAGUAUUGGAAAUCGUUUAUUCUCAAACCUGAUCAAAUAAAACUACUUCCCCAUCGCAUCCAUGCAAGAAAUCGCAAUCAGUCAGAAGUUGCAAAGAAAUGGUUGGCCUGGAUGGUGCGUGAAGAGGAGUGCGUCAUUGAGUCUGUGCUAACCGGUGCCAAACAUCAGAUUGGACCGUACUUUGUUGAUGGGUUUCGCGAAGACAUCAACCAUGCGUACGAGUUUCACGGUUGCUUUUACCAUGGAUGCCCGCAGUGUGAAGCUCCCGACACGAUACACCCUCUUCGUAGUAUACCCAUGUCCGAAAUAUAUAACGAAACCAUGGAGCGCGAAAAGUACAUUCGCAGUCAGGGAUACGGCCUAACUGCGAUUUGGGAACACGAAUUCAACGACCAAGUCAAGUCCGAUCCUGAACUAACAGCAUUUGUGAAUGGGUUUUUGAUUGUUACACCGCUAAGUCCUCGCGAUGCGUUCUACGGUGGCCGGACCAAUGCCGUAAAGCUACUGCAUGAAGUCAGUGGAGACGAAAAAAUAUGCUACUACGAUGUCAACAGCGAAUACCCGUACAUCAACAAAAACGAACGGUAUCCUAUCGGUCAUCCUAAAAUUAUUACCAAAGAUUUUCAAGAUAUUCGCAGUUAUUUUGGUGUUGUCCUGUGUCAAAUUCUUUCACCAAGAGAUUUAAAACUUCCCGUACUACCGUACCGCUCUGGUAGAAAAAUAACGUUUCCGCUGUGUCGCACUUGUGUUGACAAGUAUCGAAAUUCCAAAUGCGAACAUAAAGAUGCCGAACGUGUUCUAACUGGAACAUGGUGCACCCCUGAAAUUAAUGAAGCUUUGGACCGGGGCUACAUCGUUACAAGAAUUUAUGAAGUUUGGCACUUUGAAGAGUACUAA